Molecule: messenger RNA, 783 nt
Organism: Porites evermanni
Lineage: Eukaryota; Metazoa; Cnidaria; Anthozoa; Scleractinia; Poritidae
Source: the annotation of a GenBank genome assembly
AUGGUAGGCCCCAAAAAGGUUAUCGCUGCUGUUGUACUUGGACUUAUUUCUAGUCUUAUAACGUGUGUGCAGUUAAACCUGGCUAUGUUUAAUAUGCACUUUGAUUACUACAAACGGCGUAUCGAUAUUUUGAGGCUUCUUUCGAUGUCUGAUAGACGAAUUGCGCACCAUAACCAACUGAAGCGAGCUGGAAAACAACCUCGUCCUCGAAGAUUCUGGGUCCGACCAGGGCGAGUUAGUGAUUGGUGGGAUAAUUUUGUGAACCAAAGGAUGAUAGAAGAAGAACGACGAGAAAAUUGUCGCAUGAGUCGACGUUCACUGUACAAAUUAGCUGAUCAACUUAGGCCAUACAUAGAAGGCAAGACAACCAUAAUGCGGUCGCCAGUAGAUGUUGUAAAACAAGUAGCAGUUACCCUUUACUACUUAAGUGAUGAGGGACGCCUGCAAAAAACAGCAAAUGCUUUUGGAUUAUCACGUCAAGCUGUGUCAAAAAUAAUUCGUAAAGUAUGCAAAGCUAUCACCAUUCAUCUUGGAGCUAAAUAUAUUACCCUACCUUUCACAGAAGAAGAGGUUGAGGGUCAUGUAAAAAGUUUCCACCGAUUGCAUGGUUUCCCUCAAUGUUUAGGUGCAGUUGACGGAACGCAUAUUGAAAUCAGACAGCCGGAGUAUAAUUCUACAGAUUAUAUUGACAAAAAAGGACGGCAUAGCACUGUUUUAUGGAUGUUGUUGUCAAGUGGCCAGGAAGCGACCGUGAUGCCCGAGUGUUUUCAAAUUCCAAGUUGA